AUGUAUCCCCAGCCAUGCACCAGAAAGCUGGCCAUCAAAGGAAGAGAGGUUGGGUCAAGCACCCACCCUGCCAAAGCUACUCCAUCUACAUUCAUCGCCCAGAAUUACUGUUUGGCCCUGACUUAUCACCUCUCUAUGAUUCCCUUUGAGGAAAUCAAUAUGACCAAACUUCAAGUACUCUGGAUUCAAGAUAACCAGAGUGUUGAAGCCACAUUCAUUCUCUUGGGUUUCUCGGAAUAUCCAGAACUUCAGCUGCCUCUAUUCAUGCUUUUCUUAAUAAUUUACACAGUCACUGUGCUAGGGAACUUGGGUAUGAUCUUGGUUAUCAAGAUUAACCCCAAACUCCACAUCCCAAUGUACUACUUCCUGAGCCAUUUAUCUUUUGUUGAUUUCUGCUAUUCUACAGUUGUGACACCUAAACUAUUAGAAAACUUGGUUGUGGAAGACAGAACUAUCAAGUUUGCAGAAUGUAUCUCUCAAUUUUUCUUUGCAUGUACAUUUGUGGUGACAGAAACAUUUAUGUUGGCUGUGAUGGCCUAUGACCGAUUUGUGGCUGUUUGUAACCCUCUGGUAUAUACAACUCUGAUGUCCCAGAAGCUUUGUACCAUGUUGGUGGGUGUAUCAUAUUCUUGGGGUUUUGUUUGUUCCAUCACUCUUACCUACUUUCUAUUGAAAGCAUCUUAUAGAGGAAAAAAUAUCAUAAAGAAUUUUGUCUGUGAACACUCUGCUAUUGCUUCUCUGUCUUACUCUGACCCCUACAUUAGCCAGAAGCUCCUUUUGAUCCUGGCAACCUUCAAUGAAGUAAGCACACUGGUGGUCAUUCUUACUUCUUAUGCUUUCAUUUUUAUCACAGUCAUGAAGAUGCCUUCAAAAGGGGGCAGGCAGAAAGCGUUUUCUACCUGUGCCUCCCAUCUUACUGCCAUUAGCAUCUUCCAUGGGGCAAUCCUCUUCCUCUACUGUGUUCCCAACUCCAAAAAUACAGGGAUCAUGCUUAAAGUGGGCUCUGUCUUUUACACGGUGGUCAUCCCGAUGCUAAACCCACUGAUCUACAGCCUCAGAAAUAAAGAUGUGAAGGAAACCGUCAGAAAGUUAUUUCAAACUAAAUCAUUCUGUGAUAAAAUAUAA
Messenger RNA from Suncus etruscus (white-toothed pygmy shrew), 1125 nucleotides. RefSeq names its product olfactory receptor 5D13-like. Gene Ontology annotation, molecular function: odorant binding; olfactory receptor activity; G protein-coupled receptor activity. NCBI's taxonomy places the organism in Eukaryota, Metazoa, Chordata, Mammalia, Eulipotyphla, Soricidae. Gene Ontology annotation, biological process: sensory perception of smell; G protein-coupled receptor signaling pathway. Gene Ontology annotation, cellular component: membrane. The record is from RefSeq and is a predicted model, not a curated record. The transcript is spliced from 2 exons. The coding region runs from base 1 to 1125 and encodes 374 amino acids.